AUGGUUGCUAGAAAGAUUGGAGGGGAUUUAUACAUUUGGCUUGUUUACAGUUUUGAUUUGGUUCCUAGAUUGCCUUACAAUGAUUCCACCUUCAUGUUCAAGCAUUUCGGCACUUGCGUUUACUAUAAUAGCUUCUACCAAGGAAAAAUUGUGGCUGAAGAGCCAGACAAGAAUUAUUUCUCUCUUAGAUGGCUUAUACCGAAGAUCAUAAAUGCCCUCUGGGAGCUAAUAAGAAGCUUUAUUAUUCCAUAUAUAGGAGGAGCAGACUACGAAGAAGGUGGUUUUCUUCGAUUACUUAGGGUGAUCGGCUUGUUAACUGCAAGAUUACCAGCUCAUUGUCCCCAAGAUUAUGUUAAUGCUACUAGGUUGGGACCAUUGGAUGUUUAUCUUAAUUAA
Messenger RNA from Fraxinus pennsylvanica, 396 nucleotides. The record is from the annotation of a GenBank genome assembly. NCBI's taxonomy places the organism in Eukaryota, Viridiplantae, Streptophyta, Magnoliopsida, Lamiales, Oleaceae.